Messenger RNA from Arabidopsis arenosa, 1375 nucleotides. NCBI's taxonomy places the organism in Eukaryota, Viridiplantae, Streptophyta, Magnoliopsida, Brassicales, Brassicaceae. The record is from the annotation of a GenBank genome assembly.
CGCUCUCACAAAAAGUACUCGUGUCUUACUCGUGCCAGCCACUCGCAUUUCUCCAGAUUUUAUUAUCCUUUCUCGGAAAAAAGUAGAUCCACUAUUUGUUGCUGCCAUCGGCGUUAGUAUCGUUAGCUCUCUCGUUUAUGUUCUGUCGUUCGAUAUUGCUGGGUUUCUAGGCUAAUUUUACGAAUCUGUGAAAGCUUUUGGGAGAUUUGGCGUCUUUUAGCUCACUCGUGUGGUGUCUUUGAUGUAGUUAGCUAUAUAUUAGUGAUUGAUUUAGGUUUAUUUUUUUCCAUUCGUAUGAUUAUCAGCUUGUUAUCCAUAGGUUUUGUUGGAUUUCGUGUGUUUUGGAUUUGAUCUGUGCGUUUAUUUGCUUGUGAGGCUCAUAAAGAUCUGUGUACUGGUUCCAGAGUUUAGCUAAGAUGACGAAGAACUACCCAACCGUGAGCGAAGAUUACAAGAAAGCUAUUGAGAAGUGCAAGAGGAAGCUCAGAGGUUUGAUCGCUGAGAAGAACUGUGCACCCAUCAUGGUCCGACUCGCAUGGCACUCUGCUGGAACUUUCGAUUGUCAAUCAAGGACUGGUGGUCCAUUCGGAACAAUGAGGUUUGAUGCUGAGCAAGCUCAUGGAGCCAACAGUGGUAUCCACAUUGCUCUUAGGUUGUUGGAUCCCAUCAGGGAGCAAUUCCCAACCAUCUCUUUUGCUGAUUUCCAUCAGCUUGCUGGUGUUGUUGCCGUUGAAGUUACUGGUGGCCCUGAAAUUCCUUUCCACCCUGGAAGAGAGGACAAGCCCCAGCCACCUCCAGAGGGUCGUCUUCCUGAUGCUACAAAGGGUUGUGAUCACUUGAGAGACGUCUUUGCUAAGCAGAUGGGCUUGUCUGACAAGGACAUUGUCGCUUUAUCUGGUGCCCACACUCUGGGAAGAUGCCACAAGGAUAGGUCUGGCUUCGAAGGUGCCUGGACUUCAAACCCUCUAAUCUUCGACAACUCUUACUUCAAGGAACUCUUGAGCGGAGAGAAGGAAGGCCUUCUUCAGCUUGUCUCUGACAAGGCGCUAUUGGACGACCCUGUUUUCCGUCCUUUAGUCGAGAAAUACGCUGCUGAUGAAGAUGCCUUUUUCGCUGAUUACGCCGAGGCCCACAUGAAGCUUUCUGAGCUUGGGUUUGCUGAUGCUUAAGCUGUGACGUAUGUUGUGUGUGUGUGUCUCCGAGAGUCAUGGCUGUUUUUGGUUGGGGGCUGGAGGGGUCGCAAUGCAUUUGAACUUUGUCAUAUGAUUGCUUAAUGUACUCUCAGAUUUGCGUAUCUUGUUUUUCGGUGGGUUGUGAUUUGACACAUCCGUUGCGCUUUUGCUGGUUAGACAGUUAAUAAAACUAAUUUAUCUCA